AUGGCUCACACCUCGGUCCACUGCCACACCAUGAAACUUGCUGCUCUUGGAGAGGAUUUUAUGGAAGCACAGUCCGGUUACAACGACGACGGUUCCGGUCAACCUUGGAUGCCGCACGCCGCAACAAUCAGCUUGAUACGCUUGACAGUCCACGCCCAACGCACACAAAAACAAAAGUACAGAACACAAACAACAGCUGCCCGGCACGCAAAAAGCAACAACGGGCUGUUCAGCUACGAUGGAGGGUUUGGCGGCUCUGCUUUCUUCUUGGAGUUUGUCUUGUGGCUUUGA
This is a messenger RNA of Penicillium arizonense, 291 nucleotides long. RefSeq lists its product as uncharacterized. The transcript is spliced from 2 exons. The record is from RefSeq and is a predicted model, not a curated record. Bases 1 to 291 code for a protein of 96 amino acids. Lineage: Eukaryota; Fungi; Ascomycota; Eurotiomycetes; Eurotiales; Aspergillaceae.